Molecule: messenger RNA, 2718 nt
Organism: Symbiodinium sp. CCMP2592
Lineage: Eukaryota; Dinophyceae; Suessiales; Symbiodiniaceae
Source: the annotation of a GenBank genome assembly
AUGCCUCCUAAGAAGAAGGCCGCCGCCAAGAAGGCCAAGCAUGAAGAGACCUGGGUGGGUCGAAUGCAACUAAGAACGUACAACCCCGAAGAAGAUCAGCAUCCUUGCAAGCUGGUUGAACAAUACUUCGGGCCCGAUGCUGACAACUCCUUGCCCACGGCAGUGAACCAUUGGCUCAGUUCGAAUGGGCACCCCGAGGUAGCAAGCCUGCACCACACGUUUCCAGCAGAGAACACUGCGGCCAACAUCCCGCUCCUGUCCUUCAGCCUGCCGAUACCGGUAGACCAGGCCCCGCCGCUGGUUACUUGGUCGAAGUUCGCUCCCUCGAUCUUCUCUUGCUGGGAAAAUGAAAGGGAGCCUUUGGAGGUGAGGCCCCUAGGCACGCCUGCCUUGCGCCCGGGAGACCUCCUCAGCCGCGCCUCUGUGGCGGUGUGCCGUGGCUACAGUCGCAGCACGAUCAUCGGCUUCGGCAUCGCAAGGACCCUCAUGGUGGAAGACAUCGGAACGAUGCCCGAGAGCGAGAAGGAGGAGUUCACCAGGUGGCUCCUGAACGUGCUGUAUGUCAAGGUUCUCUACACGCCUCGGCUUACUCAUGAGUACAGCUACCGGAACAUGCAGCUGUCUGUGCAAGCGGCUGAUCGGCAACGGAAGAACAUCCUACAGAUGGCUUUGAGGUUCCAUCAGCGGGCACAGCAGAUGGAGACGCCGGAACUGCUCGGCCCCCACAACGAUCCGAUGGAGGCGGCUUUCAAGGAAUAUAACAGCUUCGGGCUUGCAGAGCAGACCGAUCAGUACAAACUCGCCGAGAAAGACUGCCAGGCCAUGAAGGUUCUGAUGGCAAGUGUCUGCGAGGAUGUUCGUUUGCUGAUGGCCAGGCAUCUGCAAUCGAAUGUGUGGGCGGACUGCGCCUACAGCCUCGAGAAUGUGAAAUCUGUUCGUUGGCACCUGGGCUCUGCGGGCCGUUCAGAAGGACUUUGGAAGGAGAUUAUGAUGGUGACGAAGCAGAAGCAGUGCUGCUUCAUCCAACGAGUACACUUUCAUUUUCAAGUGAAGCGCCGCCAGGUCAGAACGGCCCAGCAUGCACGCUUGAACCCGGAGGCCUGGGACACCAUGCUCGAGGGUGUGUGCUUCCUCGUUUGGGUGUUGGAUGCCAUGCGGGUAGCCAUGACGGACGACGGUGCCGCCCCGCUCUUUUCCUCAGACGUGCUUCGGGUUGCCUUCCAGAAAGUUCUGGAAGGGCUACCCGACUUGGACUACUCGGGCGAAGCGGAGAAGCACAGCAUGCUCAGGCUGCCGGAUGUGAAACCCCAGGAUUGCUCUAUGUGGUCGGACCACUUGCCAAAAGAUCCGGCCAAAAGCGCCCUCAAAGACUGCAAGGAGCAGAUUUCAAAGCUCGACCAGGAAUCGAUUCAGAAGCAGUUUGAGGCUGACUGCUACAAGCUGAGCUUCGACCUCUCCUCCUUCGCGAACCAUGUUGAGGCCCUGGGUAAGAACAAGCGAACCGCCCAGAUCGCGAAGGUUUGCCAUGUGCGAGCCGAGAUGAAGCGAGGAUCGAACUCCGUUGUGGACUUCAUCGAGAAGAUGUGCCCCCACCACAUUUCCCUCUACAGCGACAGGGACACCUCCGAGAACAUCAAGAAGGCCAGUAUCCAAAGCCCCUCCCCAUACCAGUGGAUGAAUGGCACGCGGCCGGAUGCUGUCAUUGUCUGGGCCGACCUCACGAAGUUCGGGAGAGUCUCGAAUGACACGGUCAAUGAUCUCGCUGAGCUCAUGAGGGGUGUGUUGCAGCAUAGCCCGCAGCGGUCUGUCGGCAUCAUCAUCGUGCCGGUGCUUGCUUCCGCAAAGGUUGCCAAUGGCAUUCGAGGGGAAAUUCGGCGCUUGGAAGACAAGCUGGAUGCCAAGUGCAACCGGCAGCCCAUCGAAUGGAUGUUGGAACGAGAUUACAAGGCCCUGGAGUUUAAAGCAUCGUGUCAGGAUUGGAAGGCGGGCAACAACCUGAUCGGGGCUGCAACCUUCAAGCCUGAACCCGCAGCAGCAGAAGCCUCCGACUCCCCUGCUGUCAACCAGCCGACCUUUAAUCUCUGCGUCGUCACCGAGACCCCCGAGGGCAACAUGGCCAUCGCCUUGCCGCCCGGCAUCCGCAGCAAAUGGUCCGAGGACUCGGCACGGAAGGAGGAGUGGGCCCAGGUCUUGAAAAAGUUUGAUGCAUCGGUGCACACAACCAGCUCUGCUGCCUCUGCUUCCACGGCGACAACUCCAGCAGCAGACUCAGCUGCUCCGACAAGCAGCCCUGACCCUGAUGAUCCCUGGGGCGCCGAGCCGCAGACGGUAGAAGAUUUGGAUGCCCGAUACGACACGGCCCACAGCUUCCCCGGCCGCAACUCCUCCACGAUCCUCCGGAUCACGCCGAGCUUGGAAAAAUCACAAUCCGAGCCGAAGCUGUGUGCUGAGAAUCAGCAGUUCAAGCUCUUCUUGAUUGCCAAUGCCGAUGUGACCAUCCCCAAGACCGAGUACCAGAUCGCCCAUGAUCGGGCAUCCUUUCUCGCCGGCCCGAAGGUGCAAAAGUUGAUGGAUCGUGCCAAUGACCUCAUGGACUUCCUUAUGGCCUCUCACAGCAACAUGCCAGCAGCCCCGUUGCAUGCUGCAGAAGCUGCCUCGUCCGCCAGUCCCACUCAUCCUCGCCUGACGAGAUCGUCUACGCCCCCAACCCAACCGUGA